Messenger RNA from Botrytis fragariae, 4218 nucleotides. Its product is annotated as putative 2-methylcitrate dehydratase protein. The record is from RefSeq and is a predicted model, not a curated record. The transcript is spliced from 11 exons. The coding region runs from base 1 to 4218 and encodes 1405 amino acids. Gene Ontology annotation, molecular function: protein binding; calcium ion binding; 2 iron, 2 sulfur cluster binding. Gene Ontology annotation, cellular component: mitochondrion. NCBI's taxonomy places the organism in Eukaryota, Fungi, Ascomycota, Leotiomycetes, Helotiales, Sclerotiniaceae.
AUGGCUAAUUGGUUUGGUUGGGCACCAUGGGCGAAGCCGAGGGGGCGACGGCCCCGUCCGCGACCACUUGAUCGCGAUUCACGUCAUUCCUCUGACUCUCAGUCUCGGUCUCGUUCUCGGUCUCGUUCUAGAUCUUUAUCUCGACCUCCUAGAAGACGGUCCAGGGAGCUUAACCCAGUUGAAAGAUUAGCUAAAGAGAAGAUGAGAGAAAGGGAGAAAGAAAUGGAGCUGGAAAAUUUUAGAUCGAUGGAUCCCGCUGCGAGAGCCGCUUACAAUGAGCAGAAGAAACUCGAGCAUGAGGAAGGAAUUCGGAAAUUGAAGGGGAGAUUUGCAAGUCGUAAGAGGAAGUUGGCAGAGAAACAUCAAGAGAAGGUUGUGGAAGAAAAUCGUGGAUGGAAGAGAAAACAUGAAGAUGACGCUGUGGUCCAAGCCGCAAAGAGAAGACAGAAAUUUUUGGAAAAUCGGGGGAAGAAAGUUCCAGCAUCGCAAUCGGUGGUGACGAAUAUCGAGCGAGAGAGGUAUAGAAUUCAUACAACGAAAUUGUUUGAAAAGAUUUAUGCGGAUCUUCAAUAUCAUUUUUUGCACCCUACGUUGAUCAAUUCCGAUACGUACGAUCCUUAUGAAGGGCUCUUUGACGAUCUUUCGGGGGUAUACAUACGAUUUUUAUUGUUAGCUCAAAACCCAGAAGAGCAUGUGAAAGGCAUAGGCACUGACAGUGCUUGCGUUCUCAUGCUUUCACAGAAUUUCCGCACCGCAUUGACUUAUGGAGAAUUGCCUGAUGGAACUUUCCCCGGGCCCGAUCAAAAGGGGUACUCACAUACUACUAGAUGGGACGAGUUCCAAUUGAAGCUCAAGUUGGAACAUUUUAGCAUUAGAGGGUUUGCUAUCGCACGACAUAUUCCAUAUAUGAAGGUUUUUAGUCGCAGCGGCUCGAAGAUUUUUGGGGGCGAUGUGUGGCCAGCGAAUUUGAAUCUUCAGCUGGAUCCUUCGAUCAGAGAUCCGUUUGAAGUGUGCCUUGGAGGGGAUGGAACUGUUUAUCCUUGCUUAUUCACACCCCUUCCUGGCGAAUCCGAAUCUGUACAUCAGGGUGUCUUCAAGCUUCCAUUCAAGAAUCCAAAAGAAAAUGUAGAAAGUUUGGGACCUGCGAAAACCCGUGUGGUUCCGCUCCGCUUUCAAAAUCUGAAGGCCAACAUAUUCAACAGAGAAAUUUUCAAACAAUAUGCUCCCCCAUCAACAUGGCCACCAAGCUGGGAAUAUCCGCCUGCGGAUAUUCAGCAUCCAUGUCAGGAAUGGGGCAAGAACUAUCCGUUGUGUGUUGCUUGUGGUCUCCGAACGGGGCCGCGGGAAGUAGUAGAAGAAGUACAGGAAGAACCACAAGAAGCAGAAGAGCCAGAAAAUCCAGAAGAAGCAGAGCCAGCAAAAGCACCCGAAGGGGAGCCAAUCUGUCGCUGCAGGACGAUCGAUGUUUGCAAUCGAAUCUUGGUAGAGAUCAAGGAAUAUCAUUCCGAAUCCAAUUCCAAAAUGGCUACCUCUGUUGACCGCGGAGUCAGGAUUUUACAACACGUACCAAGAGGCCAUAUCAUUUCGGAAGUCCUUGGAGAAUUCAUCCCACUUGGUGCCGAGGUUGAUUUCAAGUGUCCUUCUACAUUCUCUGUAGACUUUCAUGCACCUCCCGCCGUCGACAAGUCUGGAAAAGUUCUAGAGAUUGACCCCGAUGUCGUAGUGGAGAAGACCAUUGACACCAAUACAGAACCGAUCGCAACAUUGAUUACUGGCCAUAAAGGUGGAUGGACUAGGGUGGUUAAUAAAGGCACGAGUAAAACAUCAAAUGUUGAAUUCCGCUCGGAAGUCUGGGCAGGGAAAUUACGCAUCACUGUUAGAGCGUUGAGGGAUAUAAACUUUGGAGAACAAUUAUUUGUCCGAUGGGGAGAUUCGUACCUAGAACCUGAUGGGCAAACGUUGCAUGCUAAAAAGAAGGAUCAAGCUGAAAGGUUACCAAGGAGAGCACUUAGCGGAUUCUACAAUGUCCGUACUGCAUCCAGAACUCUUCGACUACCAGCCCAAUCACGAAACUUUAGAAUCCCACUCUCUCUGCGAAGUCGUGCAAACUUCGGAGCUUCAACAAGAACAACACCAUCGCUCAAACAAUUCUCCACCAUGUCUCCUUUGCAAUCUGGGGCCCCGCCACCACCCCAAGCUCGAGAAUACGAUCCUGAGAUUAAGGAUAUCGCCAGCUAUGUCCAUAACACCCCAAUUGAAUCUGAUCUUGCUUUCGACACAGCUCGAUUUGUUUUCCUCGACACUCUAGGCUGCGGUCUCGAAGGUUUACGAUUCAAAGAAUGUACAAAAUUGUUGGGUCCAAUCGUUGAAGGGACUAUUGUUCCUAAUGGCACAAAGGUCCCAGGUACACCAUUUCAGCUCGAUCCUGUAAAUGGUGCAUUCAAUAUUGGUGCUAUGAUUAGAUGGCUCGAUUACAAUGAUUGCUGGUUGGCUGCAGAAUGGGGUCAUCCUUCCGACAAUUUGGGAGCAAUUCUCGCAGUGGCAGAUUGGAUUUCUCGAACAAACAGAGCUGGUGGAAAUCUCGGCAAUGGUAAAGUCAUAACCAUUAAAGAGGUUUUAGAAGCCAUGAUUAAGGCACAUGAGAUUCAAGGUUGUUUGGCACUCUUGAACUCUUACAACAAGGUCGGUUUGGACCAUGUUGUACUUGUCAAGGUUGCUAGUGCCGCUGUAGUUUCCAAAUUGUUGGGAUUGAGCGAGAAGCAAACUGCAGAUGCAGUUUCACAAGCUUGGGUUGAUGGACAGAGUUUAAGAACAUACAGACACUCUCCAAACACUAUGUCAAGAAAGUCAUGGGCUGCUGGUGAUGCUUGCCAACGUGCCGUAAACUUGGUCUUGAAGGUUAUGAAGGGCGAGCCUGGUGUUCCUACAGUUUUGUCUGCUCCAGUCUGGGGUUUCUACGAUGUUCUCUUCAAGGGUAACAAGUUUGAAUUCCAGCGUCCAUAUGGCAGCUAUGUUAUGGAGAACGUGUUGUUCAAGGUAUCUUAUCCAGCCGAGUUCCACUCUCAAACCGCCAUCGAAGCCGCAAAACGUAUCCGUCAACAAUUGGUGGACCAAGGAAAGUCUGCCGCUGAUAUCAAGGAGAUUACCUGUCGAACACACGAAGCUUGCGUUCGCAUCAUCGACAAACAAUUCAAGCCUAUGGACAACUUUGCCGAUCGUGAUCAUUGCAUCCAAUACAUGACUGCAGUCAUGCUCGUUUUUGGGCGUCUUGAAGCAACAGAUUAUACCGAUGGCGGAGAGGCUGCUACUUCUCCUUUGGUUGAAUCGCUCAGACAGAAGAUUGCCUGUGUCGAAGAUCCACAAUUCACCAAGGAUUAUCACAACGAGAACAUGCGAACCAUUCCAAAUGCUUUGACCGUCACAUUGAACGACGGACAAGUUUUGGAAGAGGUUGUUGUUGAUGCUCCAUUAGGUCACAGAUUGAGAAGAGAAGAAGCCAAACCAGAAAUUUUGGCCAAAUACAAGAGACACUUGGGACCACAUUACAGUGAAGCUAAGGUCAAGGAGUUGGUCGACUUGGGCAAUGAUUCCAAGAGACUUGAGGCAAUGGCAGUGGAUGAGUAUGUUGACUUAACUGUUCAUCUCUUUUAUUGCUUUUCUAAACAUACCCAAUAUUCUACCAUUAUGGCCAAGCCACUGUCAGAUGAAGAAGUUGCUAUUCUCAAAGAAGCAUUCGAUGCAUAUGACACAGAUAAAGGGGGCAACAUUACCGUAGAGGAAUUUGGCCGUGUGAUGAAACAGUCUGGACAAAAUCCAACCGAAGAAGAACUUGCACAAAUCAUAAAAGAAGUGGACCUCGAUGGUGAUGGUACUAUAAACUUUGAUGAGUUCAUUGCCAUGAUGACAGGUCGAACGAGGCAAAAGCCGGAUGAUCCAAAGCCUAGUGAAGAUGAUUUGAGAGCAGAGUCGGCUCCAAUUCCUGUUUCGAGUGAGGAAGAUUCAGAAGAGGAGUGGAAAUCUGCGUGGAAGGAACAUGAUCAAUCUUUAAAGGGGUCAAUCACUGCGGCUCAAUUGAGACAGGUUUUGGGAAAUCUGGGAGAAACAAUCAGUGAUGCAGAGAUUGACAACGCUAUAAUGAAGUCUGUUGAUGCAGAGGAUAAAAUUAGUUAUGCGGAAUUUGUCGAAUUUAUGAAGGGGAGAUCUACCUCUGGGAUAUGA